This is a messenger RNA of Venturia canescens, 2020 nucleotides long. RefSeq lists its product as uncharacterized. The record is from RefSeq and is a predicted model, not a curated record. Lineage: Eukaryota; Metazoa; Arthropoda; Insecta; Hymenoptera; Ichneumonidae. The transcript has 3 exons. The coding region runs from base 198 to 683 and encodes 161 amino acids.
CUCGCCAAUCGCAAGUGUUCCUAGUUUGCUUCCACUUCAACUAUAUAAAUGUCAAUAAAACAAAAAUGCCAAUUCAAUAGAAAAGAUGGGUGCAAAGUGCGUAAUGACUCCGCUCUCGCCGACGUAUAUAUAAGCAGAAAAAAUUUCGAAAACUUUCAACAGUCUUCGUCGCUAGAAUUUCGUUGUACUUGGCUAUUAUGGAGAAACAUAAUUACACGGUGAUGUUGCUUCUUGUUUGUGCGAUCGUUCAGGUUCAUUCCUCCUUCGAAGGUGUCAACGCCGAAGAUGAUUUGGCGGCGAUCGGAUCCAAUCGAAUCGCAGCCGAAAACGAGUCGGCCGUUGAUGUUCUACCCGGCGAUGAAGAACCAAAUGAUCCAUCUUCGCCAGUGAUAUUUGCCGGUCACGCUGAUCGAAGGAUAAGGAGAACACCUGGGGCACCGAAUAACAGCUCCGAGAAGUUGGAGAAAUUGAAAAAAGCCCUGGCAUCAUCCGGAGUCACGCCUGCAGUGCCGCAAUCCGGAGAUCUAAUUCGAGUCCAACGCGACAACUUGAUAAGAGAUUUUAACCGAAUUGUCGCAGAUCUAAUGCGAGUGCACCGAAUAAGAAGGAACGAAGCGUACCUCCGCGCUCUUUUAGAACAUGAAAACCUGGUUGACCAAAUAAUUCUGAUGAAUGGACCCUAAGUUCGUGAGUCCAACUUCAGAGCUGACCGAAGCGCGGAGUUUUCGAAGAGUUCGAAGAAAAUCGUCGACCAACUUGUCAGUGGAUGAAGAAAUUUGGAUUUGCACUCUUGUGCAUUUUAGAUGUAAACUUAUUCAUGUUUUAAUAAAACGAUACACCAAAAAACGUCCUUCAUAAGCGUUAAGGGGGGUCCUGCUUUAAAAAGUCAAAAAACAUCGGUCGCUUCUUCGAGAAUGUUUUUGCAUAGACGGAAAUAACUCACCGUGUUGCGAACUUUUCGGUGUAGUUUCAAGUAUAUUUCAAGAAUACAAAAACAUUUUUUUAAUGGGAGCAUUACUAAUUUGGCACAUAUAAACCAUGUAGAAAUUAGUAUUUCUCACAUUGAAAAAAUGUUUUUAUACUUUUGAAAUAUCCUUGAAAUUAUACCGAAAAGUUUGAUGUGGUGAGUUAUUUCCAACCAUCCUAAAAACAUUCCCGAAAACAAUCGAUUUUUUUAACUUUCUAAAGCACGCGGCCACCCCUUGAUUUCAAAACUCCCGCUGUCAUUUUAUCUGCAAAUGUAAUUUCGGGUGUUUUUAAAUAAGUAACCUGGCCAUGAUCGCGGGAUGAAUCACCCCUUCCCUCUUACAACGAAUGACAAAUUCUGAGUUGAUUUUUGAGUUUACAUUGGUUGAUUUUAAUACUACAUGGUUGAGAAAAUUUUGUACUCGAUUGCAAAACAAUAAUAAUCAGCAAUGAAAGCGCUCCUCGAAGCACGUAAAUUGGAUAACAAUUAUAUUAAUUCGCUCUCUUUUAGCGUUGUUUCUACUUCACAAAGAUUUUUCUAAUGAGUCGAAUAUCGCAAGUGUUUUUAAUGACGAUUCGAUAGGAGCUGAGCGAAGAGCGUGCGAGAGAAACCCGUCGACAUACGAAAAAAAUAAACCUAUGUUUGCAUACUUUCCGCAGUUUUUAGUGUUAUAAAAGCCAUAAAUCGUGAGCGCUUCUCAAUUUUCUGUCAUCUCGGGCCGAUAUCGAUAAAGUACAAUAUGAAUUAAUUCAAAUAAAAGAAUCAAAAAUGCGUCAUAAAACCUCCGGCAAACAUAUAAAAACAGCAUGAAUUUCGAAAAUUUUAAACAGUCUUCGUCGCUCGAAAGAUCGUCUGUACACGGAGAGAAUUAAAUUUGUAAAAUUAUCGUGAGUACCGAUAGUGCGGUUACGAGCUGCGAUUCGUGAAAUUAUAAGACAAAAAUUGAAUUUUCCUAUAAAUUAAACAAUAUUUAUUGUUCAAAGUAGGGACUUUUAUCGAAGUAUUUAGUAAAUUUUGACCUCCUGUCUGCAAUAUUUACUGUCAAAAGCAUGA